This is a messenger RNA of Onychostoma macrolepis, 2798 nucleotides long. RefSeq names its product THAP domain-containing protein 1-like. Gene Ontology annotation, molecular function: sequence-specific DNA binding. Bases 575 to 1351 code for a protein of 258 amino acids. The transcript is spliced from 4 exons. Lineage: Eukaryota; Metazoa; Chordata; Actinopteri; Cypriniformes; Cyprinidae. The record is from RefSeq and is a predicted model, not a curated record.
CCCAUCUCUUUAAACUCAGAGUUGGUUGAACCUCCUUAUUGAAACGGGCCCCUGCACAUGGCUGACAGAGUUCAGUGUUGUUGAGAUUUUACGUCUGGUUGCUGAUGGGAUUGUUCAACAUGCAGCUGUAGGAAUUAUCCAGACACUCCAGAUGAAAAGAAAGGCUUCUUUUGGGAUCAGAUACACUGCUGGACAAUAAACCGUUUCCUUUGUACCAGGAGAGAGUCACAUGACUCACAUUCACCACUGAACACAGAAACACGUAUUUGGACACUGAUGAUCCUGAUUAUGAUGAAGAUGAUGAUAAUGAUGAUGAUGAUUUUUGGGACAGGAAAUACUGAUUGCUACAAUCUACAGGAACAGGCAGACAAGCUGACGAGAUAUUAGAGAACAAUUCUAAUUUACAGUAAGCAAACAGGCCAUUUAAUUGGUCAGUAUUUAAUGAGUUGAGUGUAAAUUGUGAUGUCAGUCAUUGAAAGUCUGAUUCGCCUUAUUCACCUCGAACGUUCCACCGAGCCUGAGGGGUACACUUACCACUUCCAGGAGUUCUCACAACGCGAUUUCUCUCAGUGCAAUGGCGCCUCACUGCUGUGUUCCCCAAUGCACUUCAUCACACAGGAAAAAAUCUAACAGAGGACAAACGUUUCACCGUUUCCCCAAAGAUCAGGGACUACGUCGACAAUGGAUAAUAAACAUCAGAAGGGAUCCUGGUCGUAAUUUUAAGAUAAACACAUACACAAAAGUGUGCUCGGAGCAUUUCCUCCCAGACUGCCUUGUGAAAAGCAAGACUGGUAUCACCAAGUUGAAACAGGGAGCUGUGCCAACUGUGUUUGCAUGGAGUUCUGUCAGACCAGAGAGGAGGAGUGUUGUUAGAACUGCAAGUAAUGUUUCCACGGAUCUCGAUGAUCGACAUGGUGUGAAUGUGUUGAGUGAAGAGACACCCCCUCCGCACCCAGACCAUGAAUAUGCUGCACUGCCUCCCUCACUUCAAGAUCAAUUUGAGGAAGCCCGCAAGACCAUCGGUGAUCAAGAACUUUUAAUUUUAGAGCUUCAACAAAAACAGUUUUUGAUUUCAAAUUUUCAAGGUGACGAUAAACAGAUUUCAUUUUAUACAGGGUUCCCAGAUUAUGAUACAUUUAAAGCUGUGUUUAUGGCCCUGCAACCUACUGCAGAAAAUAUGGUGGGAUGGAGUCAGGCUCAGCGACUUAAACAUACAAGUGGGGAGGUACUUCGUCAAGGCUUUAGCGCCUCUAAAUUGUCCACUAUGGACCAGUUUUUUCUUUUUCUUUGUAGGUUGAGGCAGGGAUUUCCUGAGCAGGAUCUUGCAACCCGUUUCCAUGUAUCACAGUAAGCAGGAUCUGUGUGACCUGGGUCAAUUUUUUGUAUUUUAUGUUGGGAUCACUUCCAAUGUGGCCUUCAAGGAAAACUGUGGAUGAACUUAUGCCAGAUUGUUUUAAAUGCACGUUCCCGGCUACUAGAGUUAUAUUGGAUUGCACAGAAAUUCAUGUACAGAAACCUAGCUCCAAGGUCCUUAACUCAGCGAUUUAUUCACACUACAAAGGUAACACCACAUUUAAGGGCUUAAUAGGCAUUGCCCCCUCAGGUGAAGUGACUUUUGUCAGUGAUUUAUAUACAGGUUCAAUAUCUGACAAAGACAUUACCAAAAAAUCAGGUAUCCUUUCUGUUCUCGAAGAAGGAGAUAUGGUAAUGGCCGAUAAAGGCUUUCUCAUCAAGGACCUUCUCUCUGAAAGACAGGUCUCCCUUGUAAUCCCUCCUUUUUUAGGCCCAAGUGGACACUUCACUGCAGACGAAGUACGAAAGACUCAAGCGAUAGCAAGACUGCGAAUUCAUGUAGAGCGCGCUAUUAGGCGGAUUAAAGAGUACCAUAUUUUUGAUAAAGUCUUACCCAUGACACUGGUGGGCUCUGUUAACCAACUGUGGGCCGUCUGUGCCCUUUUAACUAAUUUUCAAGGUCCUCUCUUUUAAAAUUCUAAUGUUAAUGUAAAUAUCUACCAAUGUUAUGUAAAUCUCUACAACUGAAAUCUUAAUAUCCACAAAUGUAUUCAAACCUUGAAUAGAAAGUGUUCAUCUUUACGAAUCUGUACAAAGCCUUAACCAUUAUUGUUCUUUAUGAAUCUGUACAAAAUCUUAACCAUCAUUAUUGUUCUUCUUUAUGAAUCUGUACAAAAUCUUAACCAUCAUUAUUGUUCUUCUUUAUGAAUCUGUACAAAGCCUUAACCAUCAUUAUUGUUCUUCUUUAUGAAUCUAUACAAAUAUGUGAACUUGUAUUGUUACCAUAGCACCUUAUCAUGGUCAGUGUAUCACAGGAUCAGUCCGUCAGACCUUAUAAUCACUUCUCAUGCUCUUUACUUUUACAUACCUGUGAGUGAUUUGAUUGUUUUACGUGUAUGUGUGUGUAUGUAUAAGCUACUGGAUGUGUAUCUAUCUAAAGAAUAAAGUACAAUUGUAUUACACAUGGAUGAUGUCCUUCAUAACUUUAUAAUUUAAUAUACCGGAACCAGAACAGGUCGGAAUAUCAGAAAACAUAAAAAAACAUUGAUAGGCACACUGGUCUAGGUUUGUAAAGGUAAAUUUGUACAUAGAAGUUGGUACGGGGGAAUAAUGUAAAAUGGCCUGCCUGUAUACUGUAAGCAUGGAAAAGGAACCAGAACAUCAGAAAACAGGCCGUUCAAAAAACAUUGAUAGGCACAAUGGUCUAGGUUUGUAAAGGUAACCAUGUACAUAAGUAUGGAAAAGGAAACUGAGCAGGUCAGAACAUUAGAAAUUACAUUAGGAAC